This is a messenger RNA of Hemibagrus wyckioides, 2020 nucleotides long. RefSeq names its product carbohydrate sulfotransferase 1-like. The coding region runs from base 16 to 1278 and encodes 420 amino acids. The record is from RefSeq and is a predicted model, not a curated record. Lineage: Eukaryota; Metazoa; Chordata; Actinopteri; Siluriformes; Bagridae. Gene Ontology annotation, molecular function: N-acetylglucosamine 6-O-sulfotransferase activity; keratan sulfotransferase activity. Gene Ontology annotation, biological process: keratan sulfate proteoglycan metabolic process; N-acetylglucosamine metabolic process. The transcript has 2 exons.
AGACAGCAGAAGACCAUGAAGAGCUCAUGGAAAAUAAUGCUCCUGCUGGUAUGCAUUUGCCUGGCAGUGCAGUACACAGCCAUCCGCUCCAUCCACGAUUGUGUCCCUGGACCAUAUCACUUCUCCAGUCUAUGGCAGCAAUGCUCCAGGAAAAGUAAGUCAUGGCACUUUCAGAGCUAUAAUCACAGCAACAACUCUGUAUCCAGUAACAUUACCAUUGUCCCUGCUCGAAAGCACAUCCUUCUUUUUACCCAAACCCGCAGUGGCUCCUCCUUUGCUGGUCAGCUGUUUAACCAACACCCAGAUAUCUUUUAUAUGUUUGAGCCGCUUUACCAUGUCCAGCAAACCCUCUACAACUACAGUAAUCAUCUUGGUAAGCCCUUUAAUAGAGUUGUGCAAGUGGUCAACAGGGACCUCCUUUUCAACCUGUAUACCUGUGAUCUUCAUUUCCUGGAGGGCUACAUCCACCCAGAGCCUAAAAAUCACCUGACAGUUUCUCUUUUCCGUCAGAGCUCCAGUCAGGCUCUCUGCACACCACCCGUCUGCCAAAAUAGUAAAAAGGAGAUUAUGAAAGCACAGCCAGAUGAGGGCUGGUGUCAAAUAAAUUGUCGAAACCUAAACCUCACCUUAGCUUCCAUGGCUUGCCAGUCAAGAAGCCAUGUGUCCAUCAAGACAGUGCGGAUCCCUCUGAUCAGUCACCUUCGGCUUCUAACUGAAGACCCAAGAUUGGACCUGAGGAUUGUUCACCUGGUUAGAGACCCCAGAGCAAUCUUGGCAUCACGCAUAACUACAUUCCCUGCUGAGUUCUCUGCCUGGAAGAUCUGGAAUGCAACAGGCAAGCAGCCACCUUCUAUGGACUUAACAGUUAUCACGAAAACAUGCCAAGACAUGGAGGACUCUGUGAAUACUGGUCUGAAGAAGCCAGCCUGGCUGCAUGGACGGUAUUUACUAGUGCGCUAUGAGGAUCUAGCACUUAAUCCUGAAGCCAAAGCCAAGGAGAUCUACAGAUUCCUAGAUGUGUACAUAGGUGGUAAAGUUCUUAAAUGGAUCUCUCAAAACACCAACGACACUUCCACCACUAAGGCAAAGUACUCCACCAAGAGAGACUCCAAAACUGCAUCAGAGAACUGGAGACUCAGUCUGAACUUUGACAUUGUUGAGACAAUGCAGAAACUGUGUAAGAAUACUUUGGACUUAUUGGGCUACAAAAUAGUACAGUCUCAGGUGGAGCUGAAGAACAUAAGCAAUAGUUUAGUGGAACCAAAAACUUUUAAUUAGUUAGUGAAGAAAAAUGUGAAGGCAAAGGUCAUUUUUUCCAACUGUCAUGUUAAAAGUGCAUAGUGAUUAAGCCUCAAUAACCAGUCUUUAAAUGUGAUUUAAACCCAUUGGUGAAGGAUUUACUGUUACAUAUAUGGACUCCUUAAUGAAUGUACAAAUUACCCUUUAAUUUCCCAUCUUUUCCUGUAAUAAUCAAUGCAUUAAAUUAGACAUAUAAUGUCUAAUAUAUAAUAAGUAAAAGAACAAAUCUCUAUAUUUGCUGCAUAUUUAACUUCACAGCUACUAUGGCUGUUCUGCUAAACACAGUGAUAAUAAUGUAAACUGGCAUGCAGUGAGUCUUGUUUUAUAUAGGUUUCUGUAAACUAUUUGUGAAGGUUAAGUCUGGGCUCCUCGUAACUUUGACACAUUACUGUUGUAAGAGGGAACACAAAACAUGGUAAAUAAACACUCAGAACAAAAUUAUGGUUAGCAAAACUGCAAAUAUAUGGUAUCAAAUGGUUGCAAUACGUGAACCAAAAUAAGGUGACUAAAUGAGCAGGCACAAACGGGGUGAUGUUCUGAUCAGGAUUGUGUGCAAGACUGCUCUCUGGUGGUCUAGUGAUGUCCAGGGUAGCCAUGACAGGUGAAUUGUCCAUCUAAAUGUGGGCCAGUCUCUGUUUAGACAGGGAUGAUCCACAUGUCUUCACAUCACUUCUGUGACAGAACAGUUGAUCUGUUCUUAACUGAUGAUCAAAUAGUGCUA